Molecule: messenger RNA, 1846 nt
Organism: Paramuricea clavata
Lineage: Eukaryota; Metazoa; Cnidaria; Anthozoa; Malacalcyonacea; Plexauridae
Source: the annotation of a GenBank genome assembly
AUGUACCGUCCAGAAAGUGGAAUAAAUCGGGGCGCAACUUGUGAUGUACUAGUCAAGGAAGAUGUUAUUGUGGAGCCUGGUAAAGAAUGUUUAGUUAAAUGUGUGGCAGACAAAGCAUUUAGAGGUCUGAACUACAUGGCAGCACCAAACACCUCCCCAGGGGAUGAACCUAUUCGCCCUGCAUGUUGUAUUGUUAGGGUAGAUACGAUUAGAGAACUAUGGCUCAGAGUCGUCAAUGUUAACAAAGUUAGUGAAACCCUUCGAAAGGGGGAAAAAAUUGCCCUAUUAGACCCAGAGUUUGAAACCACUUUUCCAGGUCAACACAUGAAAACUAAACCAACUGACCGAGUUACUGGGUAUAAGGGAGAUGAAAGACUUGAUUCUAAGGAAGAGGUUGACAAAGGAAGAGGUUGAGGUUGAACAGGAAGAGGUUGACAAACUUCUGACAGAAUUUUCUGACGUGUUUUGGAAACCCGGCGACCGUCUUCCAUCUGUCCAGGGUUUGGGGAAGCAUUGUAUUAGACUCAAACCAAAUGCGAGACCAGUUGGUAUGAGACCGAGACGGCUAUCCCCAAAGGAACGAGAAGAAGUGAACAAGGAGAUAACGCAUCUCCUUGGUCAAGGCCUGAUCACACAGUCAACGGGCCCUUGGGCUGCACCAAUUGUAGUGGCAAGUAGAAAGAAUGGCCAAAUCAGGCUAGCAAUUGACUAUCGGGCUCUGAAUGCUCAGUCCUUUGAUCAGCAUCAUCCAAUACCGCGUGUUGAUGACCUAAUUGACAGGCUUGGGGAAGCUAAAUACUUCUCAUCUUUAGACUAAAGAGUGGUUACUAUCAAAUGCCACUUCGAGAAGAAGAUUCGAAUCUCACAGGAUUUGUCACCCCAGAUGGUCAGUUCCAGUGGACUGGUCGAGGCACUCCGUUUGAGUUAUCAGGAGCACCAGCCUCUUUUCAGCGGCUGAUGAGUGGCGCCCUUGGGUCUCUGAACUGGCAGGUAGCACUCUGCUACCUAGAUGAUAUACUUGUUUGGGGAGCAACAUGGACAGAGCACAUGCAGCGUCUCCGGUUAGUACUCCAGAGAUUACAAGAGGUGGGAAUGCUCCUGAAUCCAGAGAAGUGUACGUUUGGUGUUCGUCGUAUUGAAUUCCUUGGUCACGUUAUCGGUGAAGGAAUGUUGUCUAUCAGCGAUGCCCGGAGAGAUGCACUAAUCAAUACCCCAAAACCAAAAACGGUAACAAUGCUGAGGAAGGCGCUUGGAGUAUUCUCCUACGUUCAACGAUGGAUUCCAGGGAUGGCGGACAUUGCAAAACCGUUAUAUGAUCUUUUAGACAAAGAUGGUAAGAAAUUACUUAAAUGGACACCUGAGACAACAGCAGCAUUUGAACUCCUUAAGAAACACGUUGCGAGACCUCCAGCACUUUACCUUCCGGAUUUCACCAGUUGGUAACAGAUGCUUCGAUAGUGGGUACGGCAGCAAUGUUAGCUCAGCCGGAUCGGUUUAAACCAGAUGGCCCAUUAAAUCCAGUGGCAUUCUUUCACAUACUCUUUCCUCUAGUGAAAGGAACUAUAGCACCACAGAUAGAGAGUUGCUGGCGAUAUUUUUAGCAGUAAAGAAAUUUCGUGUUUACCUUGCGGGAAAGCGUUUUGACCUAAUCACCGAUCAUCGGGCUCUGACAUGGAUUAACGAAAGCCUGGACUUAAACGAUGUUUGCGGUAGGCGAGGGAGGUGGUUGGAAUUCCUUCAACAAUAUCCAUUCGAUCCAAUACAUCGGGCAGGAAAGUCACCAGAACUGGCAAUGGCAGAUUACUUGUCCAGAGUAGGACAUGGAGAGCAGGUGGCAACUCUGUGA